UCCUCAGGGGCUGUGCAGCGUGCAGCGGGGCCUUCAUCCAGGGUGAAGGGGCCCCUCACCGCCAGCAGCCAACCGCUGACUGGAAAAAAGGGGAUUUCUUUUUACAGGAAGUCAUCCGUCUAUAAAACCCAAACCAGAAGAACCAUGAACACACAGAUCAGAAGCUCACGGAAGCAGAACAGCAGCAAUUUGGGGAAGUAAAAGAUAUUUUCUGCUCUUCUGUGUUUGCAAUAUUGAAAGUUGACCGCAGUGAAGAUUUAGGAACCGCAGAGUUUCCUGCUGAGCUUCUGCUGAGCUUCUGCUGCAACAAUCGGACUCAGAACCGUCUCUGGACCCCGUUCAGGAGAGAGGACACGAUGAAGAGCCUGGCGUUUCUGCUGCUGGUGGCGGUCCUGGUCGAUGGGAUAGUCUUCGAGCGCUGCCAGUGGGCGCGGACUAUGAAGAAUUAUGGGAUGGAUGGAUACCAUGGCAUCAGCCUGGCCAACUGGGUCUGUCUGACUUACUGGGAGUCGAGCUUCAACACCGCAGCAAUCAACCACAACAGAGACAAAUCCACCGACUUCGGCAUCUUCCAGAUCAACAGCCACUGGUGGUGCAACGACACCCAGAUCCGCACGGCCAACGGAUGCCACAUCAUGUGCAGCCAGCUCCUGAGUGAUGACGUGAGCGCGGCCAUCAAAUGCGCCAAACGAGUCGUCCUGGAUCCCCAAGGCAUCGCAGCCUGGGUGGGCUGGCAGGUACACUGUAAGAACCAGGAUGUGAGUAAAUAUGUGGCCGGAUGCGGCCUGGAUUAAUGGUUUCUGUGAACCGGCACGGUUACAGGAAGAAGAAACCGCCUUGACAGCUGAUCAAAGUUCAUUAAAGCUCCUUAAAUCUUUUCUCAUACAAUCAGAAGAGAUGUGGUACGUUUACUGUGCUGGUGAAUGCAAAUUAAAUGUUGAUUUUCUUCACAAAGAUCUGUGAUUUUUGUUACUUAAGGUCUUCAUUAUUUGUUCUCUAAAAUUUUAAUUAAUCAACUUUAUAAACUUUGUUUUUGCUGCUGCAUCUGUGUUUGACUAUGAAUUUUGAAAUUUCUGCUUUAAAUGGCUUUGUUUAAUAAAUCCAGUAAUAUGUU
Molecule: messenger RNA, 1114 nt
Organism: Fundulus heteroclitus (mummichog)
Lineage: Eukaryota; Metazoa; Chordata; Actinopteri; Cyprinodontiformes; Fundulidae
Product: lysozyme C
Exons: 4
Coding region: 357-794 (145 amino acids)
Molecular function (GO): lysozyme activity
Source: RefSeq, a predicted model, not a curated record